Messenger RNA from Menidia menidia (Atlantic silverside), 2053 nucleotides. The record is from the annotation of a GenBank genome assembly. Lineage: Eukaryota; Metazoa; Chordata; Actinopteri; Atheriniformes; Atherinopsidae.
CUCGGUGUUUCUUAACCGAGCGUCACAUGACUCUGAUGUCAGUGUUUGCAGUGGUGGCGGCGAUAAGUGUCAAAGGCAAGUUACACUUACCUAACGGCGUGCUUACACAAACUUGUCCACAAAGUGUGGACUUGGUCCGAGAAGCAUUGGUGGACUCCGUUAUAAAUAACAACGCCUUUUCGUCGUUAAUUUUUUUUUGGUUCCUUAUUUAAGUGCUGUUGUUGUAUUGCUAACGUUAGCCUAGCUAGCGACGCUCUUGCUAACUGCUAAGUAUCUGCGUCCAGACUUCUGCUGCUGCUGAGAUUUGGUCCGGUCAACAACACGAUGCAGACCACGGGUGUCCACUCUUGGUGUGUUGGCUUAACAUUACCUCUCAUUUUAGCUGCUGUACUGCAUCAGGGUCUUGCUGAUGUCACCCCCCCGCCGGCGCCGGUGACCACCGCCGCCCCCCACACAGACCCGGCGCGCCCCGACAGAGGAACCUACCGGCUGACCAGCAGCAAUGGCACCACCUGCCUGCUGGCCUACAUGGGCCUCCAGCUCAACUUCUCCAUCAGCUCCCUCCCCCAGAACAAGACUCUGCAGCAGGUCCUCAACGUCAACCCCAACACAACCAAGGCCCUCGGCUCGUGCGAAGCAGAGAGCGCCCACCUGAGGCUGACGACCGACGGGGACAAGACCAACCUCACCUUUGUCUUCACCCUGAAUACCACAUCAGACAAGUACCACCUGAGCGAGGUGACUGUUAAAGCCGUCUUGCCCGAAAUGAAAGAUCCCUUCUCGGCUCAGAACAGCAGCCUGAACUACCUCCGGGGGACUCUGGGACGCUCCUACAUGUGCCGGGAGGAGCAAACUCUGUCCGUGUCCGCCAACUUCUCCAUCAACACCUUCCAGGUGCAGGUGCAGCCCUUUGGUCUGAAGGGAGAGCAGUUUGGAGCAGCUGAGGAAUGCCAGCUGGAUGAAGACGACAUGUUGAUCCCCAUCAUAGUGGGAGCCGCUCUAGCAGGGCUCGUCCUCAUCGUGCUCCUGGCCUACCUGAUCGGCAGGAAGAGGAGCCACGCCGGUUACCAGACCAUCUGAAGUCGCCCGCAUUUCACCAGAGCACCCAGGGCCCCGCCCACCCCCUGAAUCUAACCACUGUUUUCUGAGACUUAACCCUUCUUCCCCAGCUGUCCCCCCACCCCUCGUCUCUGUGUGUUUGCUGUUCCUCUCCCUCAGUAACACUAGCCUUUUAUCACUUUGUGGAAGUAGACAUACGCAUUUAGAGCUGAAAGGCUCCUUCCUGAAAGGGGGACCCCGCUGGUGGGGGUGUGACGAAGGGAGGAAAACUCGUCUCUGGUAUCGGGUGAAGCAGGGGAUGCAUGUUGAUCAGAGGGUCAAUGAGAGUCCUCAUGCCAUGUUGUAUUUAUGAUUUCUGUGAAAGGAAUUGUGAGGGAUUUUGAGCUUUGCCUGGGUUGUUACUUUAACUUUUCUUGUCCAUUUUUGGGGUGGCCAUUUUUCUUGGUACGGCCCUCAAAACUCAAGUGUGUUUUAAAGGGAAUAUUUCAGCCAGUUACAAUUAAGCUGUUUAAGACUUGACCUGAUGUAGAUAGUUAUCUACUUAUAGUCCCAUAGGGAGGUUUUAUUGGGUUUUGUUCUAAAUUUGAACCCUCUUUUGGAGGGGGUUCGGUUGCUGAAGGGAAAUAUGUUGCACUGAAAUCCUGAUAAACGUUGGAUAAUUCAAAUGGCCAAAACGCUCUGGUCAGUGUUGGUCAGUGCCUUUGCAGCUACGGCAUAGAUAGGAUUUAAGUGAAGCCAAUAUCACAGAGGAACUCACUCCCUCGCUCACACUGACCGCUGCCAUGUUUGGGACACGUUCCGUGUCUCGCAUAACUUUUACAUACUGUUACUACCAUUCAACAUGCAUCGUUUGAAAUAGGAGAAUCUACAGAUAUUUAUGUUUUGUUUUUCCCUCUCUCAUUUAAACAUCCAUAUAAUGAUUUGAUAAAGUUUUAAUACAUUUGUUUGAUUUUUUUUUAUUUUUAAAAGAUGUCAAUAAAGGUGAAUGAAUGAG